AUGAGCUGCCUGGUGGAGGGCAUCCGGGUGUUCUUCGUCAACCCACACAACGGCUUCUUCGCCACAAGCAGCGUCUACGGCAGGUACGAUGAUGAGGUGCGUUUUGACUUCUUCUGCCGCGCCGCCCUGGAGUUCCUGCUGCAGACCCAGCGGCAGCCCGAUAUCCUGCACUGCCACGACUGGCAGACGGCGCACGUGGCCAAGGCCUACUGGGAUGACUACCACCCCUUCGGCCUCUGGAAGCCCAAGGUUGUGUUCACCAUCCACAACAUGAACUAUGGCCAGAAGAAGAUUGGUGAGGCGGCCUACUACAGCCAGAAAUUCACAACUGUGUCCCCCUCCUACGCUUACGAGGUCGGGGGCCACCCUGCCAUCGCGGCCCACAGCCACAAGUUCAUGGGCAUCCUCAACGGCAUAGACCCUGAGAUCUGGGACCCCAUGGAGGACCCCUGGCUGCCUCAGCCCUAUGACGCGUCGACCUGUGAGGCCGGCAAGGCCGCGGCGCGCGCAGAGCUGCGCCGCCGCCUCAACCUGUCCAGCUGGGACGACCGCCUGAUCGUGGCGGUGGUGUCGCGUCUCACGGGGCAGAAGGGCGUGCACCUCAUAAAGCACGCGGCGUGGCGCACGCGCGACCGCGGCGGCCAAUUUGUGCUGCUGGGCAGCGCGCCCGACCCCAAGGUCCAGGGCGAGUUCAACGCCCUGGCGGGCAGCCUGGCGGGCGGCUACGACAACAACGCGGCGUUCUGCUUCUACUUUGACGAGCCCCUGAGCCACCUGAUCUAUGCCGCGGCGGACAUCGUGGUGGUGCCCUCCAUCUUUGAGCCCUGCGGCCUGAGCCAGAUGAUUGCCAUGAGAUACGGCGCAGUCCCCGUGGUCCGCCACACCGGGGGCCUGCGUGACACUGUGUUUGACGUCGACACGGACAAGGCGCGUGCGGCCUGGGAGGUGGCGGGCUCCUCUGAUGUGGAGGCUGACGGGCCCAACUGCACCAACGGCUUUGCCUUCGAGGGCGCAGACGCUGGCGGUCUGGACUACGCGCUGAACCGCGCCGUGGACGCGUUCUACAACGACAGAGCCUGGUUCAGGGGCCUGCAGUCGCGUGUCAUGAGGAUGGACUUUUCCUGGAACAGGCCCGCUCUGCAGUUCACCGACCUGUACUACGCCGCCAUCAAGUCCUAG
Molecule: messenger RNA, 1179 nt
Organism: Monoraphidium neglectum
Lineage: Eukaryota; Viridiplantae; Chlorophyta; Chlorophyceae; Sphaeropleales; Selenastraceae
Exons: 7
Coding region: 1-1179 (392 amino acids)
Molecular function (GO): glycosyltransferase activity
Source: RefSeq, a predicted model, not a curated record